Aspergillus terreus NIH2624 is the source of this 3030-nucleotide messenger RNA. RefSeq lists its product as uncharacterized. Gene Ontology annotation, molecular function: DNA binding; DNA-binding transcription factor activity, RNA polymerase II-specific; zinc ion binding. NCBI's taxonomy places the organism in Eukaryota, Fungi, Ascomycota, Eurotiomycetes, Eurotiales, Aspergillaceae. Gene Ontology annotation, biological process: DNA-templated transcription; regulation of DNA-templated transcription. The transcript is spliced from 3 exons. The coding region runs from base 1 to 3030 and encodes 1009 amino acids. The record is from RefSeq and is a predicted model, not a curated record.
AUGCGAAUAACACUCCCCAAACUCCACCUCUUACUAUCGUACAACUCCAGCCCCCUCAAACCCAUCCAAGCCACCGUAACCCACCACCUCCCCCUCGCCGACGGCCGCACCCUCGCCUUCACCGAAUACGGCUCCCCAACUGGCCACCCGCUCCUCUACUUCCACGGCUACCCGUCCUCCGGCCGGGAAGCCUCCGCGAUCCACGCGCUCGCCCAACGCCACAACCUGCGCAUCAUCAGCCCGGACCGCCCAGGCUUCGGCCAGUCGACCUUCCAGCCAUCGCGCCGCAUCGCCGACUGGCCCGCCGACGUGUCCGCGCUCACCCGCCACCUGGGGAUACCCCGCUUCGCGGUGCUGGGCUGUUCCGGCGGCGGGCCGUACGCGGUUGCUUGUGCGCAUGCCUUGCCGGAUGUCUUGUCGGCGGUGGGGGUGUUUGCGGGGGGCGGGCCGUGGAGCGCGGGGACGCGGGAUAUCGGCCUGACCCGGCGGUCGACGGCGUGGGCGUCGGUGCGGUGGCCGCGGGUGUUGGGGGUGGUGUUUGAUGUGGUGGUUGGGGGGAUGCGAUGGGUGGCGGGAACGAGGGUGGUGAGUAGGAUGAUUGAGAAUUGGCUUGAAAAGAGUGCAGUGGAUGGGGAGGAGAAGAAGGUGCCUGUGUCCGAGCGGCGGGUGCGGCUGCUGGAGAUGGUCUUUGGUGGGUUUGCGCAGGGGACAGCGGCGGCGGUGCAGGAGGCGCGGCUGCUUUCGCAGGACUGGGGGGUCAGGUUUGAGGAUGUGAAGUAUGACCGGAUUCUGAUCUGGCAUGGGACGCGGGAUGUCAAUUCGCCGAUUCGGUUGACGCGGUGGAUGGCGGAGAGACUGCCGCAUGCUGUGCUGACGGAGUGGGAUGAGAACCAUUAUACCAUGGGGCAUCGGAUUGAUGAGGCUCUUGAGAAGCUGGUGGAGGAGAUUCAAUCCAAGGAGGCUCAGAUUUAUAAUGUAUUCAACCAAGAUAUGCCGAACAGCUACGAGAUUGCUCGCGUCGGGCCCAUCGCUCCACCAAGGCAUCAUUCGAUGUUCACAUUCAGCCGGAAAAGAGGGCGAAAGUCCACCUCGUGCUCCCAAUGCCACGCUCGGAAGCAGAAAUGCAACCAGGAGCAUCCAUGCUCGCGCUGCGUUGAGCGGGAUGUGCCACACCUGUGCCGCUGGCCCGCAGACCACACUGAUCGAACACCCUCAACCGCAAAGAAACAGGACCGUAGCGAGCGCAGCGAAGCGGUCCACACAAACACGCAGGGCACCGAGCUGGGCCAGCUGUACAUCGCGCGCGGCGCGCCCAGCUUCUUCGGCAACUCGUACUUCGGACACCAGGUGGCGGCGCGGAUGAUCCACGAGUCCGCCCCGGACCUCCCUCCCAUGAGCCUGCUUUCCAGCAAAGACUCGCUCCAGUCGUUCCGGAACGACUCGGGCCCGUUCUCGCAGGUCUGGGACCUCUUAGGGCUGCUCCCGCGCAACAAGAUCACUGUCGACCGGCUCAUUGAGCGCUUUCUGACAGAGGUCAACUGGGCCGUCGACACGGUGCACGCGGAGACGUUCCGCGCGCAGUUCGCCGAGUUCUGGGGCCGCAAGUUCGGCUUCGACGAGAUCGCCGGCGUCGACCUGCGCUGGCUGGCGCUGCUGUUCAUCAUCCUCGCCUUCAGCGUGCUGCUCGAACGCCCCGCCACGCCCUCGCCCGAGAAGCGCAGGGAGAGCGAGGAGGCCUCGUUGCGCUUCUACUGGGCCGCGCGCCGCGCCAUCGUCAUCUCGCCAUCCUUCCACGGGGAGAGCCUCGACCUCGUCCGCGCCGGGUUGAUGGUCACCCGCUACCUGCUGUACACACGGCAAGUCGCCGAGAGCUGGCUCACCAUCAGCUUCGCCAUGCGCAUGGCGCAGGCGCAGGGCAUGCACGUCGACGGCGAGAAAUGGGGGCUCUCGCCGAAGGCCACCGAGACGAGGCGCCGCCUUUGGGCCAAUCUGUACAUGCUCGACAAGACCAUCGCGCUGGCGCUGGGCCGCCCCUACGCCAUCUCAGACCACAUGUGUCUCAUCCAGGCGCCGGAGAAUGUCUGGCUCGACGAUGUGCCCGACGAUCAAUCCGCGACGGUCACGUCCAACCCCCUGAGCGACCCAACCCCCAGCGCCAUCACGCUCAUCGGACACGGCCUGGCCAAGAUCGCCGGCGAGAUCCAGGACCGCUGCUUCGGGCUGUACCCGGCCGCCUACGACGUCGUCGUGGAAAUGGACGAGAAGCUCGUCGCGUGGAAGGAACAGCUCCCGGCGUACUUCGCCCUCGAUAGCACAGACACCUCGCUGGAUUCCUCGCGUGCGUUUCUACCCUGGCACCGUCUCUUCCUCCACUCGGCCUUCCACUUCGCCCGCAUCACCCUCCACCGGCCCUAUCUCCUCCGCGAGUCCAUCACGAACCGCUUCCGACUCAGCCAUGAGGCGUGUAUUUCGUCCGCCUCAUCGGACCUUAAAAUGCGCCUCCGUGCGUUGACCCACGGAACUGCCGAGAACAUGCGGUGGACACUGGGCACCCACAACAUGUUCAACAGCGCGUUGAUUCUGGGGAUCAUCGCCGUGCGUCGGCCGAAUGCUGCGCAGACUGCGGGGAUCUUGGAUGACCUGGACGAGUACUGCGAGAAGCUGCGAAAGGAUCCGUGGCUGAAUGAAUUUGGGCUGGCUGAAGUCAAGGUGGUCGAGCUGUGCAUUGCAAGGACAAGAGGGCUUACUAGGGACUCGGGGGAUGUGCAUCGACAGGACGAGCAGGGUCCGUCUGUAGGCGCCGUUCCUGUGUCUGAAGUCCGGGGAUCUGGUCCAAGCAGUGCUCCAUUACUGUCCGCUAUCGAUCCCAGCAUGGAUAUCAGCGCGGUGGAUGCGUCUACUCAUCCGCCCGGGUCGUCUCCCGACAUGAUGUGGCCUGCGAUAUGGGAGGACCAGAACUUCGCAUUUCCUGAUGCUGCGGAUCUCGAGACGUGGGAGCAUAUGAUUUCUGAGAUUGCCUAUCAUAUGUAG